Daphnia pulicaria is the source of this 912-nucleotide messenger RNA. RefSeq lists its product as uncharacterized. The coding region runs from base 105 to 719 and encodes 204 amino acids. Lineage: Eukaryota; Metazoa; Arthropoda; Branchiopoda; Diplostraca; Daphniidae. The record is from RefSeq and is a predicted model, not a curated record. The transcript has 5 exons.
UCUACAAGCCAUUAUCGUGUUUGCUGUUGAACAGCUUGUACGCUAAUAACUUUCUUAUUUUAAUUUCCUAGUAGUAGUGUAACCUUUUUUAGAACUUGAUUACCAUGGACGAUUACACUAAGCGUCUUGUGCUCUGCUUCAGCGAGAAACUCGAUCAGGCCAAAGUCGGCUACAUCGAAUGGAACUCUUUCAAACUCAUGGCCAUGAGAGCCACUUUCCAGCAGUGCGGAGGCACUCACAAGGAUGAAGUUUACGAAAUGUAUUUGCAACAGUCGAAGCUGUGGUGGGACUCGUUGGUCCGCGACGUCGGCGCCGAUGCUCAAGGACGGGUCCACUACAUCGACAUGGCCAACUACGUCCGAGGCAUUUCCAAAGACGCCAAAGACUUUGAACAACUGCCGGAAUUCAUCAAAAAUCUGGCCAAUCUCGUUUUCCUCAUGAACGACAAAAAAGCUGACGGCAAGUGGGACUUGGAAGAGUACCGCAACGGAGCCGUCGGUUGGUGUCGUUACGUCACUGGUAUCAGCGACAUCGACGCCGCCUACGAGACGUUGAUGACGGCAGCGGAUGUUGAUCGCACCAUCUCCUUCGAUCGUUACAAAGCGAUCGUCUUCGAGUUCUUCACGUCGGCCGAUAGCAACACUCCAUCCCGCCACAUUUUCGGCCCGUUGGAGCUCUGCAACAUCGAUUUGGCUCUGACUACCAGCUCCAAGCAGUAAACACACCGCUGCUGCUGGAUCUUUUUUCUAGACGCCUGGCGAGAAUCUUUUCAAGCGGAUGACCAAGAAAAAUGAGCAACAUUUUUUUUUUUUAUUUUUGGCUACCCAAUGCUGAGCUUUAUGUUGAGAUCCCCAUGUCCUUUGUUCUUCUUAGCAAUACACGACGCCAGUUAGGCGUCGAUUUCUUCUCAAA